ACAGUAGCCAGAUCCAGAAGUGAACAGCCUCAAACACAAACUAGAGAAGAUAGGUGCUAGCUUAGUGAGGUUAACCCGUAGGAUGUCGCUGGAAGACAGUUUCAAGGAGAGGGUAGCCAUGUGGCGCAGGGAACAUGACAUUAUUUACAACCAGCUCCCAGUGCUGCUAGAGAAGAUGGACAUCCUAUUUCCUGCGGAGAACAUGGAAAACUCGGAGCCUGAGAACAAAUCUGAAACAAAGAAUCUGGUCGCCCCGCUGCCAGCCGUGACGCCGGAGGAAAUAGGGGAGCGCUACAAGGAUCUGGAGGAGAGCAUCAGGGGAUUCAUCAAGGAUCUGGACGAGGCCGAGAAGGAGGAGGAGGAGGACGGAGGCACGAGCGAGGCGGCAUCGCCGUCUUCAGUGGACGAUGAGUAAUAAUCAAGAGCUGCAGGAGCAUCACAAGCUAGGACGAC
This is a messenger RNA of Zea mays, 453 nucleotides long. RefSeq lists its product as uncharacterized. The transcript has 3 exons. NCBI's taxonomy places the organism in Eukaryota, Viridiplantae, Streptophyta, Magnoliopsida, Poales, Poaceae. The record is from RefSeq and is marked validated. Bases 83 to 415 code for a protein of 110 amino acids.